Messenger RNA from Cladophialophora immunda, 1035 nucleotides. RefSeq lists its product as uncharacterized. Lineage: Eukaryota; Fungi; Ascomycota; Eurotiomycetes; Chaetothyriales; Herpotrichiellaceae. The transcript has a single exon. Bases 1 to 1035 code for a protein of 344 amino acids. The record is from RefSeq and is a predicted model, not a curated record.
AUGUCGAAUGGCAAAAAUGUCCUCAUCGUCGGCCCAGGCUUCAUAGGCUGGAAUGUCCUCGACCACCUGGUGCGAGAAGGUUACAAUGUGACUGGCUUGGUCCGGCGCGCGUCCCACGGUCAACAGAUCCAGUUCUCCGGAGCCAAGGCCGUGGUGGGAGACCUCAACGACACCACCUUCAUCAAGACGCAGGCGCUCGAGAACGACAUCAUCUUCCACACCGCGACCGCGGACCACAAACCCAGCGCCGAGGCCGUCUGCGAGGGCGUGGCGGAGCGUGCCCGGCAGGGGAAGUCGACGAUAUACAUCCACACGUCCGGCACCAGCGUCUUGGCCGACAAUGCGCGCGGCGAGUUCAAGGGCGACAAGGUCUAUCACGACAACAACCGCGCCGAGAUAGAUUCCGUGCCGGACGAUGCGCCACAUCGACAGAUUGACCUGGCGAUUCUGAAAUACCAGAAGGAGAUCGGCGACAAGGCCAAGAUCGCCAUCAUGAUCCCACCGUUGAUUUACGGGUACAACCCUCAACACAGACGACUGACCAUCCAGAUCCCGACCCUCACCCGGUUCGCCAUGAAGCACGGAUUCGCGGGACAUCUGGGGAAGGGAUUAGCGGUCGAAUCACAAAUCCACGUGCUCGAUCUCGCGCAGGCGUAUGUGACUUUGCUGCAUCACAUGGAACAAGCCCCGGCCCAGGAGUUCAUGGACAACCCAUACUUUUUCUGCGAAAACGGGCGUGAGGCUUCGUGGCGCGAAGUCGCAGAGAUGAUUGGCGAGGGCCUCCACAAGGCGGGCAAAAUCAAAGAUCCCACGCCAAAGACCAUUCCAGAGGACUUAUGGGGUGACCUGUUUGGGGAAUAUUCCGCCGCCGUGGUAGGUUUGAACAGUCGGAGCAGGGCGGUGAGAUUAAGGGAGCUCGGAUGGCAACCCGGACAGAGAAGUAUGGAGGAGAGCUUCCAGAUGUUCGAAUUGGCCGAGAUCUUGAAAGAGGAAGGGGCCGAUUUCCAUGGAUAUACUGGGACGGCCGCCUCGUAG